GUCCCGCUGCAGGGCGAGCUGUAGAUCAGAGAACACACGUGUGUGAUUAUAUAUUUAUUAAAGUUUAUCGUUAUUUAUUGACAUGAGGCUGACGUCAUAGCGGUGUGGAUCUGGUUCCUCAUGAGAAUGAUGACGUCACAGACUGGAUCAGCGUGACAGUUGAAGUGUGUUCACGCCAAAAUCAAACCGAAUCACAGAGAUGGAGUCUUCAUCAUCAUCAUCAUCAUCAUGCUGUAAGAGGAAAACACGCGACAGUGUGAUGACAGAUUCAUGUGAGAAGAGACGGAGACUCUCACAGGAUGUUGUGACGGCGAAGGACGUGUGUGAUCUGAUCCACUACGUCACACUCAGACACACUCACGGUGUUAUGAAGCCCAGCUGUUUCAGUGUCUGUGAUGAUGAUGACAGAGUGUCUCGAGUGAAUGUGAUGAUUCUGGACGGACUGACUCAGAGUCAUUUCUACAGACACUUCAGUCACUUCAAACACCUCAGGAACAAAUACAGCUCUAGAUGGACUCUAGCACCCUGCUCAGGUGACCUGCUGUCUGAACUCUUCAACACUCCCAUCACAGAGUCUGAAAGACCUGCAGAAACACAGAGCAAACUCUCAGCUGUGAUGACGUUGCAUCCUGUGAUCCGCCGGUUUGGUUUGAAGACUGCAGGACUGAAGAGCUUCCUGCUGACUGAGCAGGAAAUGAUCAAAAAUAAGUUCCCUGUGAAGGGUGGGUGUGUCUGUGAGGGGUUUGUGUGCACUCAGGCUGAAGGGCCCAUCACUGACAACAGCCCUCUAUUUGGACUGGACUGUGAAAUGUGUUUUACCCGUGUUGGUCUUGAGUUAACUCGAGUUGCUGUGGUGGACAGCAGGGGGCGCUGUGUACUCGAUGAACUUGUCAAACCACUGAAUCCUAUAAUAAACUACUGCACCAGGUUUUCUGGUAUCACACAGUCUAUGCUCGCACCCGUAACCACACGACUUAAAGACAUCCAAUCCAGACUCCUGGAACUGUUGCCACGGGACGCGGUGCUGGUUGGCCAUUCUCUGGACAAUGACCUUCAAGCUUUAAAUCUGAUUCAUCCACACGUCAUCGACACGUCUCUACUGUACCGUAAAGAGAACGGCCAAAGAUUCAAACUCAAACUCUUAGCGGAGGUCAUUCUGAAGAGAGAGAUUCAGUCAGAGGAGAGGACAGGUCACGACCCCUGUGAGGACGCGUUAGCUGCUCUUCAGUUAGCUCAGUACUUCAUUAGUAAAGGAGCCCGAGAGGUGGUCACGUGUCAUCUGCAGGAUUUGUGGGAUAUGUCUCCAGUGAGUGAGGAUGAAUGUGAUCAUGUGACGUCAUGCGCUCGUCGCAGCAGCCCUCCCAGCUUCGGACACUCCCUCUACAGAUCCGGCCAAUCAGCUCUCUUCCUGGGCAGAUCAGCAGACACAAGCAUCUCAUUGACCAAUCAGAUGUGCAGGAGACAUCACUGCUCCACUGACCGAGAGGUGUUGUGUGUGUUCAGGCGAGUGGUUCAGUGUUACUCACUCAGUGUUCUUCAGUUCUCCUCAUACAGUCAAACACCAGCAACAACACGACGACAACAUUUACAGCAGGUACACACACAUCAUCAUACACUAUAUACACACACUUCACACACACAUGAAACUGUACUAUAUCUCUCUGUGUGUAUGUUUGAGAUGUGCGAGCGGUUGAGGGAGAUGUGUGUGUUGUUUGUUGGGCCGUUGUCCAGUGAAACUACAGAGAAACAAAUACACAAACUCUUCAGAAGCUGCGGACGCCUGCGGACAGUACGAAUCCUGCACAACGCACACGGGGUUCACGCUGUUGUGGAGUUUGAGCAUCUUGAAGGAGCUCAGCUCGCUCUAGAACAUCUGAAUGAACAUCACAUCAACAACUGUCACACAAAGGUGCGGCGUCCGGUACACGAGUCCUGUCUGGAUUUGGACGCGCGUUUGACUGAACGUCACACAGACGCUCUGAACGAUCACAUGAUGUACGUGUGUAACCUGUCGCGUAAACGCCGUCACCACGACGACCUGCUGCAGACGUUCAAACAGUUCGGCCCCGUUCAACACAUCAUGAGCCCUGCAAAGCAUGCUGGGAGACGCAGCCGACACGCCUUCAUCAGGUUUGAGCACGCUCAGAGCGUUCAGGUGGCAGUGAGCGCUUCAGUGCAGAUCGGAAACAGGAAGUUAUCAGUGUGUCACGCUUUGACCCCGACCCACAUGACCUCAUGGACGCACACAAACGCCGUUACAACAGAAACCGGCUCAGAGACGACAGAGCAGAGAGACGAGUGUGACGAGCGUCUGAUGAAGAAACUGGAUGCUAAAGUGGGGAAAGUGUUUCGAUCCCUGCAGAAAAACUGCCUGAGCGUCGUCAUUCUGCCAGGAGAGAAAAACUGUGGUGCGGUUGAAUAUCUGGGGUUGUGCUUCAUUCAGAUCAAACAGGACGACACACUCUAAUAUUGGACCCGCUCAGCUCGUCUGUGAUUGGCUGAAGUGACCGACACUCAACACACACUGAAUCUGUUUUUAUAUGAAAGCUUUUGUGUUUAUACAGAACAGAUAUUUUAAUGUAUUUUAAUACUGAUCAA
Messenger RNA from Xyrauchen texanus (razorback sucker), 2598 nucleotides. RefSeq names its product RNA exonuclease 5-like. Gene Ontology annotation, molecular function: RNA binding; exonuclease activity. The coding region runs from base 200 to 2467 and encodes 755 amino acids. The record is from RefSeq and is a predicted model, not a curated record. The transcript is spliced from 18 exons. NCBI's taxonomy places the organism in Eukaryota, Metazoa, Chordata, Actinopteri, Cypriniformes, Catostomidae. Gene Ontology annotation, cellular component: nucleus.